GCGUCUUUCUUUGCGUUCGUCGCGUUUGCAGUUUGCAGAUUGAGUCAAAAAGUAGUGCAAGUCAGCAGGGAGUCGUCCGAAUUCCCAACUUUUUCCCCCGUGCAGGAAGCUAGGAAUUCCUUGUUUCACCGGUAAGUGUAAUUCCUGCCGCGCCUGGAACACGAAGCCUUCGGGCGGACGGUAAAUGUCGGGACCAAAAAGCUAACGCGGAACAGAAAAAGUGCCCAAAAGAAGGAGUGCCGUCAUCUCGGAGUUGUGGAAAGAAAAAAAACGACACCAAGAAAAACGAAGGAGCAGGAAGCCAGAAAAGUGGUCUGCGGCGAUAACCUGCCUUUACGAGAGGGCAACAAGCAAACAGAAGACGGAUUACGACCUCCGGAGGAAUAGCGCUGACUAGAAGAGUGAGCUGAGCAGUGAGCAGUAACUUUCCGGGACCGUUGUCAGAAUCUCCUCUGGUGCUGGGCAUCGUCGUUUUCGUCGUCGAUUAACCUGCGAGCCCUUUAGCACUCUCUGCCUGCCCUUCCUGAGAUAGUAGCAGCGAGUAGUUGCCGUAAUAGAGCGCUAAUCUAAUCAGGAAUGCGUACUGACGGUUCAUCAUAGCGCUACUAGCUGCUAGUGGCCCCAACAGUAUUAAGCGGCCGGGAUUCUCACCGAAAUUAACGUGAAUCAAGUGACACACAGAAGAAGUAUUAAUAUCAGCAUCAGCAUCAGUAGAGCUUCGCUUCGACUUCGGUAUGCUGUUAUUUUGGUAGAUAGGCGUUCCCGAGUACGUUAUCAGUAACCAGAAAGACUCGGAACCGUGACGACGUCUGCUGCUCGGCGUAUCGUCAUGUGGCACCAGGAUUGAAAAGAAAAAAGUUUCAAUUAUUACUCACCCGAAGAAGACGGGCGGAUAAUUAUCGCGUUGCGUGCGUGUGUACUUUUAAAGAAUCAAUAUUCGAACGAAAUAUGAGUGAUUGUUCUCUGCCGAGACAGGUUGAUCCGAAUAAUAUACAGAUCUAUAGUUUGUAAGUGUAAAAAGUGCUCGAAUCAAAUCACGGUCGGAAGUCGUAGUAGUGAAAUACGGUAACAGAGAAGACCAGGUGUGUAGCUUCUCCCAAUCACAUCCCACUAAGGAAUCUACAGAGUACAAUCAUGAUAAAACAAUGCCAGCAGCGAUGAUCACCAUUGUGCACUGUUUGGCCAUAGGGAUAUUAAUCUUUUGGUGCGGGAAAUGGAUCGUCCAUCUGAUGGCCAUCACGUACGGGAAGCUGAAGCUGCACAAGAAGACCACCUCGGCGACACAGCCUCGUGAAACGCCUUAUCCAUCGGUGUCCAUUCUGAAGCCCCUGAUGGGCAUGGAUCCGAAUUUGUCCAGCAAUUUGGAGACAUUCUUCCUCAUGGACUACCCCACGUACGAGUUGCUAUUCUGCGUUGAAUCAUCCGACGAUCCCGCAAUUGAUGUGGUCAAUCGACUGCGGGAAAAGUAUCCCAAUAUCGAGACAACGCUCCUACUCGGGGGGUCCAACGUCGGAGUGAACCCAAAGGUGAACAACCUUUACCCGGGCUAUUUGGUGGCCAAAUACGAGCUGAUAAUGAUUUCAGACGCCGGAAUUCGCAUGAAAUCCGACACACUCACCGAUAUGGUGAAUCACAUGACCGAUCGGGUCGGUUUGGUGCAUCAGAUGCCGUUCGUGUGUGACCGCGAGGGAUUCGCGGCCGCCUUCGAGAAGAUCUACUUCGGGACUGUCCAAUCCAGGAUUUACCUUUGUGCCGAUCUGCUCGGCAUCAACUGCCACACGGGCAUGUCCUGUCUUAUGCGGAAAGACGUCCUCGAUGAGCUCGGAGGAAUCCAAUCGUUCGGGUGCUAUCUCGCGGAGGACUUCUUCCUGGCCAAAGGCUUCCACGACGCCGGCUGGAAGCUUACCAUCAGCAGUCAGCCUGCCUGGCAAAAUUCCGGCAUUUGUGAUAUUAGCAGCUUUCAGGCACGACUCACUCGAUGGGCCAAACUACGUGUCGCCAUGGUCCCUACGACCAUCCUGUUGGAACCUCUGUCCGAGUGCAUCAUAGUCGGAAUGUUUGCCUGCUGGGCAGCGAAGAUACUAUUCCGGUGGAAUCCACUCGUGUUUUUCCUCAUCCACACCCUGUUCUGGUUCCUGUCGGACUGGAUCCUACUGUCAAUCAUCCAGAAUGGUUCGUUACCAUUCAACAAGUUCACCUUCUUCGUGGGGUGGGCCUUCCGGGAGCUUAGCGGGCCGUACCUGUUCUUCAACGCCCUCUGGAACCCGGCCAUCAGAUGGCGAACGAGGGUCUACAAGCUGGCAUGGGGUGGAAUUGCGUACGAGUUAACCUCCCAGAUCAAGUCGUAGCUUUAACACCCUACGAACACAAACACACACUCAUCUAACUAUUUUUUUUUUUCGUUUUCGUGUUAAUCAAUGUAUAAAGUUUAAUUUAUAAACCAAACCAUACAACAUAAGGAUAUACCUAUUUUCGAGAAACUUUUACCAUUUUCGUGGGAAGUUCGUUUUAGCGUUUAAGCAAAAAGGAUUCCAAAAGCAGCAACGAUCGAAUCAUGAUGGUUUUUUUUUCUGUUAAAUUUUCUUCUUUAGUUUGUUUUCAUCUUUUGUGUAAAUAUUUAAUACAUCUUCAGAAAACAACAGUGUUAUUUACUUACCUAAAAAUGGGUCCACGAUGUGUCUGGAAGCGUUAUAAACACGUACCUACGGUUCUGAAGAUAUGGUAUUAUUGCAUCUUCUCCGUGAAUUUAGACAUGUAUCAAUGAGAGUAAUGGAAGUGAUUUGAAGUUAUAGAGCCAUUUUCAACGGAUAUGUUUAUGCCUGCGGAAAGAUCCCGAUCAUUCACUUUUGAAAUACAUGUCAUGUAACUAUCAAAUUCACAUCCAACUUUUAAAAGAUGUUAUAUCUUUCCUGUGAAUUUGAAGAAAUUAGUGGAUUGAAAUCGUUGAUAUUCGCGCAAGAUUUAUCCAAAAGCUCGGAUUAUAGUGUCCAUUCCGGAACAAACAAUCCCAGAAUUUGAAAUGUUUUGAAAUUUUGCGCAUCCCGUUCCGAUUAUCUCGGGAUUUCAGAGAUUAUUUUAAAACUUAACAUAAACCACAAUGUUUCAAUGUAAUUCAAUUCCAAUUCAAUCAACAACAAUUUUUCCAAGACUCAAAAUCAACUCGAUGAAAUAGAAAAUGUCUCAAAGAUUAGAGAAUACCUAAAUAGUUAUUUUCAACUAAAGAGAUCAUUAAAACUGAAAACUACCUAACUGUAUUAGUCUAGAUCAGUGAUGCUCAGGCUCAUUUUUCAAUCGCGUGUAUUUCUGGCCGAAGACAGUUAUCCGAAUGUAUCAGUAUCAUGGUAUUUAAGGAUAGUAUAGGUAGUAUGUACGAAGUUUGUCAUAUUCAGAAGAUCCAGAUGGCCACCACGGGUUUAGAUGAUUCAUUUUGAUAACUUUUCGAGUUUUAACUUUGAAUUUUCAAUUUGACCAUCUUAAUCUCACAACUCAAAUGUUUAUCAAACUGACUUAAAGA
This is a messenger RNA of Aedes aegypti (yellow fever mosquito), 3514 nucleotides long. RefSeq names its product ceramide glucosyltransferase (gene GlcT). Gene Ontology annotation, molecular function: ceramide glucosyltransferase activity. Bases 1146 to 2348 code for a protein of 400 amino acids. The record is from RefSeq and is a predicted model, not a curated record. Gene Ontology annotation, biological process: glucosylceramide biosynthetic process. The transcript is spliced from 2 exons. Gene Ontology annotation, cellular component: membrane. NCBI's taxonomy places the organism in Eukaryota, Metazoa, Arthropoda, Insecta, Diptera, Culicidae.